Messenger RNA from Phyllostomus hastatus (greater spear-nosed bat), 2668 nucleotides. RefSeq names its product protein phosphatase 1 regulatory subunit 15A (gene PPP1R15A). The transcript is spliced from 3 exons. Lineage: Eukaryota; Metazoa; Chordata; Mammalia; Chiroptera; Phyllostomidae. Gene Ontology annotation, molecular function: protein phosphatase regulator activity. The coding region runs from base 254 to 2590 and encodes 778 amino acids. The record is from RefSeq and is a predicted model, not a curated record. Gene Ontology annotation, cellular component: protein phosphatase type 1 complex; endoplasmic reticulum. Gene Ontology annotation, biological process: response to endoplasmic reticulum stress.
UGCGGGCGGCGUUGGCGCUAUCUGAUCUGUCGCCACCAGUUGUUUUCUUCAUGCGCCACCCUGUAUGACCCUGCGCCCGCUUGUCGCGACAGCGCCUGCAGCGACUGGUGAUAACCUGAGUCCCUGACCCAACGCCGGAGAGUGAAAUGAAAACGCUGACCUCCCGAGCCUUCCGGACCCGCGAUCGUGUGUGGAAGCCCGAGCCGGCCCUACUGCCUCCUGGGUGACGCACGGCCUCCAUCCGCCGAGACAGAUGGCCCCACGCCAAGUGCCGCAUCAGCUCCCCUGGAGGGAUGUCCACCCCUUCUUCCUCCUGUCCCCGCUGAUGGCCCUUCUCAGCCGGGCCUGGAGCCGGCUGAGGGGCCCAGGACCUCCAAAGCCCUGGCUGGCGGAAGCGGUACAGAGUGCAGAUCAGGGAGAAGCUGCCCUGCAGGGAGAAGCUGAGGCUGCUUUGGCCACUCGCUAUGCCCCCUGGGGCGGACACCCUCCAGGGGUGGCUGAAGGCAGUGGAGCCCCUGUGGAGGAUGGAGAAUCUUCCUGGAAGGCCUGCCCUGCCUUAAAAGCCAACAGUUCUCUUCUGGAAGCCUGGGAACCUUCAGAUGAUAAUGACGAAGAGUAUGGUGGGGAAGAAGCAACCAGUGGCCCCACAGAACACGGAAGUGAAUAUACAGACGGCCAGCUCGCUCCCCCGUCCCCCAGCCUCCUGAAAACUCUGCAAGACCCUCCCAGGGAAGAGGAAUCUGAAGAAGGAGGAGUUGCUGAAGAUACAGCCAUCAUGUUCUCUUUCCCUCCAUCACACUGGGAGAGUGGCCCAGGGAUGGAGGAGGAGGAAGAUGGAGAAGCUGUAAGUCAGGAAGCUCCCAUCAUGUCUACUUCCCCCUUAUCUCCAGGACCCAAGCCCAGAGCUCGGGGGUAUUGCGCAGGGGAGGCACAGGCUCCAGCGAAGGAGGAAGAACGAACAGAGAAUAAAGAAACCAGGAAGACCUCCACUUUCUCCUCAUGUGCUGGCUCCCACCCCAGCGCCUGGGAGUGCUAUUCAGGAGAAGAGUCUGAGGAGGAGGGAGAAGCUGAGGGUCCCUCUUCCAUCUCUCCCACAAGCACCUUCUUGAGGGCCUGGGUGUACAGACCAGGAGAGGACACAGAGGAUGAGGAAGAAGAAGGGGAAGACAAUGAUUCAGGAACAGCUGAGGAGGAGGGAGGAGCAGAGGGUCCCUCUUCCAUCUCUCCUACAAGCACCUUCUUGAGGGCCUGGGUGUACAGACCAGGAGAGGACACAGAGGAUGAGGAGGAAGAAGAGGAAGACAGUGAUUCAGGAGCAGCUGAGGAGGAGGGAGAAGCUGAAGUUUCCUCUUCCAUCCCCCCAACAAGUACCCUCUUGAGGGCCUGGGUGUACAGACCAGGAGAGGACACAGAGGAUGAGGAAGAAGAAGGGGAAGACAGUGAUUCAGGAGCAUCUGAGGACGAGGGAGAAGCUGAGGGUCCCUUUUCCAUCCCUCCCACAAAUACCUUCUUGAGGGCCUGGGUGUACAGACCAGGAGAGGACACAGAGGAUGAGGAGGAAGAAGAGGAAGACAGUGAUUCAGGAGAAGCUGAAGUUUCCUCUUCCAUCCCCCCAACAAGUACCCUCUUGAGGGCCUGGGUGUACAGACCAGGAGAGGACACAGAGGAUGAGGAAGAAGAAGGGGAAGACAGUGAUUCAGGAGCAUCUGAAGACGAGGGAGAAGCUGAGGGUCCCUCUUCCAUUCCCCCAACAAGUACCUUCUUGAGGGCCUGGGUGUACAGACCAGGAGAGGACACAGAGGAUGAGGAGGAAGAAGAGGAAGACAGCAAUUCAGGAGCAGCUGAGGAGGAGGGAGAAGCUGAGGGUCCCUCUUCCAUAUCCCCUGCAAGUGCCUUCUUGAGGUCCUGGGUGUACCGACCAGGAGAGGACUCAGAGGAGGAAGAUGAGGAGAAUGAGAAAGAUGGCUCAGAAGCAGCUGGCUCAGAGCCAGGUUCUUCCAUUCAGGCCCAGAGUUCCUUCUUCAGGGGCCCAAGAUCUGCACCUGGAAAGGAGACAGAGGAAGGAGAAGCUGAGCCCCACCCCUUCCGAGUGGCCAUCUAUUUGCCUGGAGAGAAGCCACCACCUCCCUGGGCUCUUCCUCGGUUGCCUGCUCGACUGCAAAGGCGGCUCAAGUCUGCAGAAGCCCCCACCCGACAUCUGGACCCUGAGACCCCCCAAAAGACCACAAAGGUGCGCUUCUCUGAGAAGGUCUCCAUCCACUUCCUGGUUGUCUGGGCUGGACCCGCCCAGGCUGCCCGGCAAGGCCCCUGGGAGCAACUCGCCCGAGAUCGCAGCCGCUUUGCUCGCCGAAUUGCACAGGCUGAGGAGGUGCUGGGCCCCUGCUUCACUCCUGCAGCCCGUGCCAAGGCCUGGGCACGCCCCAGGGACCCUUCCCCUCCUCCUCCUCCUCCAGCUGCCACACCUGCCACUACCCAGACCUUGCCCACAUCCUCUGUCCAGGCCACGCCCUUGAGCCAUGCUGUGAUUUCUCCCUUCCCUAUUUAUGUGGCUGCGCCUCCUUGCCUAGACCUCAGCUGGAGGCGUAGCUAGGGUCAUGUGGUGUUUGUUACUAUUUAUUUAUUUUUUACCAGCUGGUUUAAGAAAUAAAGCCUUUGGAUUUAUACUGAA